CCGUGAUUGAGCUCCUUUCACUUGCGACUUGGUUAGGUUUGUGAUUGAGGUUGGCAAUUGCAUAAAGGAGGGUCAUCCAGUCACUGAACUGUUCCUCCGGCAAAGGAGGCUUUCGAAUUCUCACGUGGUGUUGAACGAUUAUCGAUUCUUAAGCGCGUGAUUCCUUGAUGAGCGUUUGAUGGCUGAGCUACACUAUUUGCGGCAUUUUGAGCUUGCUGUGCACAGGACAAACAAAGUGGCUCUGCGUACGCUUUCAGUCUGUGAUCAGAAAUUCAUGACAUGUUUCCCAGUUUGCAAGCAAAAUCAGAAAUUCAAUCUGAAGCUUUACAUUGUGCCCAUUAAGAUUGCUGCUCAGUGUUUUGUUGCAAGAUCUUCAGUUGGGUCAUUGAGACCUGGUGAAAAAGGCCCUCAAAAUGGUGUUGGUGCCACUUCUUCGUAUCCAGAUAACUAUCAGAGCAUGAAUGAUUUUGAGAGACAGUUACAAGAAUUAUUUGAUGAUAUCAAACAAAUGAUUAGGAUGGGAAACAAAAAUGACGCUACAGAUUUGCUUAAGGCAAAUUAUGAAAUGGUGAAUGAGAGGCUAAGCGGAGGCGCUAAAGGUGUAGAAGAAGCUGCUGUUCUUGACAUCAUAGCCCUAGGUUUCAUGGCUGUUGGCGACUUCAAUUUUGUUGGUUCUCUACUGAAUGAGAUGAAGGAAGUUGUUGACACUUUGAAGGAUGAUGCCCCACGUCUAGAUUCCAUUCUCAUGCAUAUGGGAAGUAUGUAUUCAACUUUGGGGAACUUUGAAAAAUCACUCGACGCAUAUCAAAGGGCUAUUUACAUCAUGGAAAGGACCUAUGGUAAGGAUAGUACUUUUCUUGUCACCCCCUAUUUGGGCGUGGCCAAAGUUUAUGGUUCUGAUAGAAAAGCAGCAAAGGCAAUGGAAAUGUACCAGCAUGCUAUUACUCUCCUGGAAUCGAGUAGAGGCACUGAAAGCAAGGAUUUGGUUGUCCCUUUACUUGGUCUCGGUAACCUUUUACUUGAGGAAGGAAGAGCAAAAGAUGCAGAAGCUCAUUUUGUAAGAGUUCUGAACAUAUAUACAUCAUUAUAUGGACAAAUAGAUGGUAGAAGUGGAAUGGCUAUGGGUUCCCUGGCCCAGGUGAAAUGUGCUCAAGGGGAGGUGGAUGAAGCAAUCCAUUUGUAUAAGAGCGCUCUUCAAAUCUUAAAGGAAUCAAAUUACAUGCCAGUGGAUGACAACAUUGUGGAGAAGAUGAGGGUAGAUCUGGCUGAAUUACUGCAUGCCGUUGGCAGAGGACAAGAAGGAAGAGCAUUAUUAGAGGAAUGUUUAUUAAUCACAGAAAGGUAUAAGGGAAAUGAGCAUCCCGACUUGGUGACACACAUGAUGAACCUUGCAACUUCAUAUUCGCAAUCAAAAAAUUAUGUAGAGGCUGAGCGCUUGCUCCGAAGAAGUUUAAAAAUCAUGACAAGGCAGAUGGGGACUGAUGACCAGUCCAUCACUUUCCCAAUGUUGCACCUUGCAGUUACCCUCUACCAUCUCAAACAAGAUGAAGAGGCAGAGCAAUUUGCCCUUGAGGUUUUGCGCAUACGUGAGAAAGCAUUUGGAGAAGAUUCUCUUCCUGUUGCAGGGGAGGCCUUGGAUUGUUUGGUGUCCAUUCAAACGAGGCUAGGUAAGGAUGAUAGUGAAUUGCUCAAGCUGCUUAAAAGGAUCCUGAAGAUCCAAGAGAAAGAAUUUGGGCAUGACAGUGAGGGGGUUAUGGUUACCCUGAAAAAAAUUGUGUAUUACUUGGAUAGACUAGGGAGAAGACAUGAAAAGUUUCCCAUUCAGAGAAGGCUGUCUGUGCUCCGAAGGAAGUAUAAGCAAAUGGUUCGCCGUUGAAAUUUUAUGUACGUCAUUUCAUUUGCGAUCUUUUUUAUCCUUUUUGCAUGAAGCAUAUUUCUUUUUUUUUUUUUUUUUUUUUUUUAUAGGUGAAGCAUAUUUCUCUUUCAUCCAAAGUUAUAUAUUAUCAUGCUUCAUUCCAGAUAAUUCCGGGGAAAUCACAUCUAUUUUCUAGCUAAUUGUUUGUUUUUAUGUUAUUUAGAAUUAAUCUUAAGGAUAAACUUGUGUUUCAA
This is a messenger RNA of Neltuma alba, 2109 nucleotides long. RefSeq names its product protein KINESIN LIGHT CHAIN-RELATED 2. The transcript has 9 exons. NCBI's taxonomy places the organism in Eukaryota, Viridiplantae, Streptophyta, Magnoliopsida, Fabales, Fabaceae. Gene Ontology annotation, molecular function: protein binding. The coding region runs from base 179 to 1876 and encodes 565 amino acids. Gene Ontology annotation, cellular component: chloroplast. Gene Ontology annotation, biological process: chloroplast organization. The record is from RefSeq and is a predicted model, not a curated record.